This is a messenger RNA of Scheffersomyces coipomensis, 1023 nucleotides long. RefSeq lists its product as uncharacterized. Lineage: Eukaryota; Fungi; Ascomycota; Pichiomycetes; Serinales; Debaryomycetaceae. Bases 1 to 1023 code for a protein of 340 amino acids. The transcript has a single exon. The record is from RefSeq and is a predicted model, not a curated record.
AUGCUUCAUCAUCCUAUUGCUUAUUCAACCUUUAAAUAUCAACGUUUAUUAUCAGUUGAACCUGUUAAUAGUAGUUCUUCUUCCUCAUCAUCGUCAACCCUCACAUUAACUACCAACCCAUCUUCAAAUCACCAUCUAUCAUCAUCAAAUAAUCAAUCACCAUCUCCUAUCAACUUAAGAUUCCAUAUUUAUAAACCAUCAUCCAAAUCAAAAAGAGCUCCCAAACCAAUAUUAAAAUCAAAAACAGUAGAAUUAGUAUCAAAAAUCAUUCAUAAUCAUGAUUCAUCUCAUAAUCGUCGAUUAUCAGUAGGUUCAUCUACUUCCAUAAGUUCUUCAACCUCCUUAUCUAGUGUCGAUGAUCAAUAUGAUUAUGAUUAUCAAGUGUUUGAUGAUGUCGAAGAUUAUCAUCCCUUUGAAUCAACUCCCACUAAAUAUAAUCAUUUCACUAAAGAAUAUAAUUUCAUUGAAUCUAACCCCAAUCAUGAUCAACUACAAGAGAAUGAGAUUAAACCAACUAAAUUAAAAUGGUUAAAUCAACCAUUUUCACAAUCAAAUCAAAUUUAUCCAACUAAAAUAUCGGAAUUAGGCUGUAAAUUCAUUGAUUAUUUAAAUCAUUUGGGAUUCGUAAACCCUCCAUCACCUUCACCCUUCUCAACCACCACCAUCAUCAAUAACAAUAUAAAGAAGAAUGACGACGACGAUAGAAAGGUUUAUUAUUGUGAUUUGAAUUUUGAAAUCACUUAUAAAUCAGAUACAUUCAUUAUUGAUUUAAAUCUUGAAUAUCAAUGUUUAAAUCAUCAACAAUUUAAAUUACCACCUAAUUUAUUCAUCACCAAUGAACAAUUGAAUGAUUAUUUAAAAGAUAAAUUAAUCUUGAAUUUAUUUAAUCGGGAAAACGAUAUAACUUCAUCUUCUACAUCUACAAAUAGGGAUACUUUCAUUCAAUUCGAACAUAAAUUAAAACUGUUAUUACAAUUGAAGUCGAUUAAAUGUUUUGUAAAUGAUCUUGAAUUGGCCCUUUGA